AUGUUGGCGCUGCCGUUUUCAAGCAGCGGAAUACGUCAGGUUAAAUGGAUUUACGAUGAUUGCGGUCUUACCAGCGUACCGGAUGGUGGAGCCGCCUGUAAUGAUCGCAAGAAGGAUGAUCUAUACCUCGUGCCUGUCAACAAUGAGUAUACACCCUCUGCAAGGAAUUUCGGUAUUCCUCAGAUCAAUUGGGGUCCACUACGUUUACAAAUUCAAAUAUAUAUUAACAUUGCCCCGCCAACGAUCUUGUCUAUGAACGUGAUUACAGCUGGUUCGCGCAUUUUCUUCUAUGACUCGACGGGACGAAUUGUGAGAGGCGUUGUCGAGAAUACAAGUCGUAUGGCGGAUGGUACUCAGAUAGUGCUCGUCAAAUCCGCAAGCGUUUUUCGUGGUUAG
Messenger RNA from Guyanagaster necrorhizus, 396 nucleotides. RefSeq lists its product as uncharacterized. Lineage: Eukaryota; Fungi; Basidiomycota; Agaricomycetes; Agaricales; Physalacriaceae. The transcript has 7 exons. The record is from RefSeq and is a predicted model, not a curated record. The coding region runs from base 1 to 396 and encodes 131 amino acids.